Molecule: messenger RNA, 461 nt
Organism: Protopolystoma xenopodis
Lineage: Eukaryota; Metazoa; Platyhelminthes; Monogenea; Polystomatidea; Polystomatidae
Source: the annotation of a GenBank genome assembly
CACAGCAGGCCGACCUGAGCACUUUCCCAAUAGACGCCUCGACGACUAGUUCAGUGGCCUAUUCACCAAUUGUACUGACGGCCAAUGUCCAAUUCGUGAUUGUUCGUUCGCGACCUCGGCUGGAUGCACUCUUCAUCGUCUCACCCUUUGACCUGACCAUCUGGAUCGCAAUUCUGGCCACCUUUCUCCUCUUCAGCCUGAGCCUCGUCUGCUUCACCUGCGUCUACAGCCGAGAGCUGAGAGUACCUCCGGCCGAUGCUCACCUGAGCUCCGACGAUGAAGCCCUGCAGUUGGAGGAUAAGAGGGAGCAGAAGGAGGAAGAUGAGAAGCGGGUGACAUUCGUGCCUCUUGACGAUCAGAGUGACCCCUACUGGACUGUCGGCAGCCGGGACUCAGACGAGGACUCGGUGGCAGAAGAGAUUAAAGAAGAGCGACUCGGACCGGCUAGGCCUCGAUUGCCU